CCUGACCGGCCGGCGGCGCCGGGGCCGGUCUCGCCCCUCUCCGGAGCUCCUCGCCGCCCCCUCCCCGGCCCGCGUCCCCUCCCCCGUCCUCUCCUCCCCGCCCGCCGCCCGCCUCUCGGGGGGAGGGGCGUGGGGGCAGGGAGCCGAUUUGCAUGCGGCCGCCGCGGCCGCUGCCUGAGCCGGAGCCCGCCGCCGCCGGAGCCCGCGCCCGCGCCCGCGCCCGGCCCGCGCGGCCCCAUGCCUCUGGCGCGGCCCUCGGGGGGGCGAAGGUGAAGACCGGCUCCUAGGAUGAGUGAAGGGGCGGCCGGUGCCUCGCCACCUGGUGCCGCUUCGGCAGCCGCCGCCUCAGCCGAGGAGGGCACCGCGGCGGCUGCGGCGGCGGCGGCGGCGGCGGGCGGGGGCCCGGACGGCGGCGGAGAAGGGGCGGCCGAACCCCCCCGGGAGUUACGCUGUAGCGACUGCAUCGUGUGGAACCGGCAGCAGACGUGGUUGUGCGUGGUGCCUCUGUUCAUCGGUUUCAUCGGCCUGGGGCUCAGCCUCAUGCUGCUUAAAUGGAUCGUGGUAGGCUCCGUCAAGGAGUACGUGCCCACGGACCUGGUGGACUCCAAGGGAAUGGGCCAGGACCCCUUCUUCCUCUCCAAGCCCAGCUCUUUUCCCAAGGCUAUGGAAACCACCACAACAACCACUUCUACCACGUCCCCCGCCACCCCCUCUGCCGGCGGCGCUGCUUCUUCCAGGACGCCUAACCGGAUUAGCACCCGCUUGACCACCAUCACACGGGCACCCACCCGCUUCCCUGGGCACCGGGUGCCUAUCCGGGCUAGCCCGCGCUCUACUACGGCACGGAACACUGCUGCCCCUCCGACGGUCCUGUCCACCACGGCCCCUUUCUUCAGUAGCACCACGCCAGGCUCCCGACCCCCGAUGCCAGGAGCCCCCAGUACGCAAGCGAUGCCUUCCUGGCCCACUGCGGCGUAUGCUACCUCCUCCUACCUCCACGAUUCCACUCCCUCCUGGACCCUGUCACCCUUUCAGGAUGCUGCCGCUGCCUCUUCUUCCUCACCCUCUUCCACCUCCUCCACUACCACCACCCCAGAAACUAGCACCAGCCCCAAAUUUCAUACUACAACAUACUCCACUGAACGAUCUGAGCACUUCAAACCCUGUCGAGACAAGGACCUGGCGUAUUGUCUCAAUGAUGGUGAAUGCUUUGUGAUUGAGACCCUGACAGGAUCCCAUAAGCACUGUCGGUGCAAGGAAGGCUACCAAGGAGUCCGUUGUGAUCAAUUUCUGCCGAAAACAGACUCCAUCUUAUCGGAUCCAACAGACCACUUGGGGAUUGAAUUCAUGGAGAGUGAAGACGUUUAUCAAAGGCAGGUGCUGUCAAUUUCAUGUAUCAUCUUUGGAAUUGUCAUCGUGGGCAUGUUCUGUGCAGCCUUCUACUUCAAAAGCAAGAAACAAGCUAAACAAAUCCAGGAGCACCUGAAAGAGUCACAGAAUGGGAAAAACUACAGCCUCAAGGCAUCCAGCACAAUGACAAAGUCUGAGAGCUUGAUGAAGAGUCAUGUCCAACUACAAAAUUAUUCAAAGGCGGAUAGGCAUCCUGUGACUGCACUGGAGAAAAUAAUGGAGUCAAGUUUUUCGGCUCCCCAGUCGUUCCCAGAGGUUACUUCUCCUGACCGAGGAAGCCAGCCUAUCAAACAUCACAGCCCAGGACAAAGGAGUGGGAUGUUGCAUAGGAAUACUUUCAGAAGGACACCACCCUCACCCCGAAGUCGACUGGGUGGUAUUGUAGGACCAGCAUAUCAACAACUUGAAGAAUCAAGAAUUCCAGACCAGGAUACCAUACCUUGCCAAGGGAUAGAGGUCAGGAAGACUAUAUCCCACCUGCCUAUACAGCUGUGGUGUGUUGAAAGACCCCUGGAUUUAAAGUAUGUGUCCAAUGGCUUAAGAUCCCAACAAAAUGCAUCAAUAAAUAUGCAACUGCCUUCAAGAGAAACAAACCCCUAUUUUAAUAGCUUGGAUCAAAAGGACCUGGUGGGUUAUUUAUCCCCAAGGGCCAAUUCUGUGCCCAUCAUCCCGUCAGUGGGUCUAGAAGAAACCUGCAUGCAAAUGCCAGGGAUUUCUGACGUCAAAAGCAUUAAAUGGUGCAAAAACUCUUACUCUGCUGACAUUGUCAAUGCGAGUAUUCCAGUCAGUGAUUGUCUUCUAGAAGAACAACAGGAAGUGAAAAUAUUACUAGAGACUGUGCAGGAACAGAUCCGGAUUCUGACUGAUGCCAGACGGUCAGAAGACUACGAACUGGCCAGCAUGGAAACUGAGGACAGUGCGAGCGAAAACACAGCCUUUCUCCCCCUGAGUCCCACGGCCAAAUCAGAACGAGAGGCACAAUUUGUCUUAAGAAAUGAAAUACAAAGAGACUCUGUGCUAACCAAGUGACUCCGAGACGUAGGAAUCUGUGCAUUCUAUGCUUUGCUCAACCGGAAGGAGAGGAAAUUAAAUACAAAUUAUUUAUAUGCAUUAAUUUAAGAGCAUCUACUUAGAAGAAACCAAAUAGUCUGCUGCCCUCAUAUCAUAGUGUUUUUUAACAAAAUAUUUUUUUAAAGGGAAAGAAGCAUUUCAGGAGGGAUAAAGCUUACCACUAAAGCUUUAGGGGAGAAUUCUGAAUCCAAUUUCAGUUAGUCCUUACACUGUCCUCUUUGGCUCUUGGAAGAUUUGGCUAAUUGCAACCUUUGGUCCCAUAGUACCAGUAUCUAUAUGGAACAGAAACUGGUGUCCUCCUAGCUUCAAAGAGAUAAAGUUUAUUCCAAGGACAGGUGUGCCAGUGAGGCAGAUAGCCCUGGCCAUUUGGCUCUUGAGUUCCAGCCCCUAAAUUUCUAUUCAUCAAUGCUCUCUCUACAGGUUAUGUUAUGUCGAGGAGGAAAGUAGUGCUUUGUAUUUGAUUUUCAAAGAAUAGCAGGAAAACAUGAACAGGAGGGAAGACAGAAAAUAGGAGGAGCCUGGGCAAAAUUAACUACUCUCAUGUGCCAUCUUUCUCUGUAAUUUGAAAGCACAGAACCUCAGAGGGAGGUGUUAAAUUAUUAUAGGAAAAGAGACAAAAUGACAGCGUUGUAUUACUAAACUUAUGCUAAUAGAAAUGUUUUUCUUGGAGAGUGAUUAGAAGCUCUGAAAGGGCACCUGUGUGUGUGUGUGUGUGU
This is a messenger RNA of Arvicanthis niloticus (Nile rat), 3197 nucleotides long. NCBI's taxonomy places the organism in Eukaryota, Metazoa, Chordata, Mammalia, Rodentia, Muridae. The record is from RefSeq and is a predicted model, not a curated record.